Messenger RNA from Cynara cardunculus var. scolymus (artichoke), 1433 nucleotides. RefSeq lists its product as uncharacterized. NCBI's taxonomy places the organism in Eukaryota, Viridiplantae, Streptophyta, Magnoliopsida, Asterales, Asteraceae. Bases 115 to 1209 code for a protein of 364 amino acids. The transcript is spliced from 6 exons. The record is from RefSeq and is a predicted model, not a curated record.
GAAUCGAUCAACAAGAAAAGCAAACAGUAUCAGUGGUUGUUGAGAAAGAAUCGGAGCGGAACCCUCGAGAACUCCGCCGUACCGGAAAAUCAUCUCUGAUAACCUCCUUUACCGAUGGCGGCAGCUUCUCAUUCCUUAUCAGCACCGUUUUCUGGACUCACCGACCACCGAAUCCCCCACCACAAACCACCUUCCUAUCCCUGUUCUCACCACCUCUUCAUUCGUCCAUCGCUUCCCUACCUUUCCAACGCCUCCAAUAGCCGUCGUGGUCCUGCUACUUCCGUCAUCUGUGGCGUCUCGGACGACUUCGUUUCAACUCAAAACUCUGGCUCCUUCUACCAUGAAUUCUCCGUCAUCGCUAACAUGUUGAAGAAAAUCGAACCAUUGGAUACUUCUGUGAUAUCAAAAGGCGUUUCUGAUUUCGCCAAAGACUCGAUGAAACAGAUGAUUUCUACUAUGUUAGGGUUGCUCCCAUCGGAUGAAUUCUCCGUCACGGUUAGGGUUUCCAAACGUCCUCUUGUUCGCUUAUUGGCCUCUUCAUUGAUCACAGGCUAUACAUUGUGGAACGCUGAGUACAGGAUUUUGUUGAUGACGAACUUUGAAACCUCUUCAGUCGACAUACGUAAGAGGCUGAAUUCAGGUUAUUGUGAUGAUGAUGAAGCGGAUCAGAUCAAGGAGAGUGAGGGACUGUGUGACGAUGGUGUCGGGAUGGAGAAUCAGUCCGAAGAAUUAGAGAGAUUUAACUUCCAAAAUUGUUCAGAUGAUUUAUCUCCCGAGGCUAUGAAUUACAUUCAACAGUUGGAAUCAGAUCUGUCUACAGCCAAGAAGGAACUGCAUACUCAAAAGCAAAAUCAGAAAACUAUACAAAUCGGAUAUGCAAGAGGAAGUAACAAUGAUCUAUUGAAGUACUUGAAAUCACUCGAUUCCGAAAUGGUGAAUGAACUAUCGAAACCUUCAUCUUCAGAGGUAAAAGAAGUUCUACAGCAACUUGUAUAUUGUAUAUCAAGAAGGGUAUUUAAGGAAGACUUCGCCUCGGGGUUAAUCGGAGAUUCGAAAGUAGUCCAAGAAAACUACCAAAACGAUGAUGUUAACUUCUCUGAAACGCGGGAUUAUCUCGUCAAGCUACUUUUCUGGUGUAUGCUAUUGGGUCAUCAAUUAAGAGGCUUGGAGAACAAGUUAUAUCUGAACUGUGCAGUUGGUUUCUUGUGAUAAUCAGAUGGACGGGACCGAACAAAAUUUUGUGGUCCUACGUUUGGCGCGAGAUUAGACCGAGAGGGAAUAAGAACUUACUGUCGAACAUUUGGUGCGAUGUUAGACUCCGCAUAUGAUACAGGAUAAAAUUUCUCCCAUGUUUGAUGCAACAUUAUAGGUACAGUACAAAAACUUGUUGUCGAACUUUGGCACGACAUAAGACUCCGCAGUCCAAGUAACAU